Messenger RNA from Rhodamnia argentea, 1999 nucleotides. RefSeq names its product protein NRT1/ PTR FAMILY 4.6. The transcript is spliced from 4 exons. Gene Ontology annotation, biological process: transmembrane transport. Gene Ontology annotation, molecular function: transmembrane transporter activity. Bases 227 to 1984 code for a protein of 585 amino acids. Lineage: Eukaryota; Viridiplantae; Streptophyta; Magnoliopsida; Myrtales; Myrtaceae. Gene Ontology annotation, cellular component: membrane. The record is from RefSeq and is a predicted model, not a curated record.
UCUUUCUCUCUCUCUCUACUCUGCAAUAGCAUACAUGUUUCCGCUUUAAUAGCUGAUAACAACUGCCCAUCGUUUGGCAGAAAACAGAAAAAGAAAAACCGAGGAAAAGGAAAAGGAAAAGGGAAAAGAGAGAGAGGAAGAGGGCUCAUCGUCAUGUGAUCAAUCAAUUAACCCUUUUUGACUUUUUCUGGGUAACUUGCAGGAUCAAGAAGGAGGCCCUCCACAGAUGGCGGCGACCACAUGGGACGGCUACGUCGACUGGAGGAACCGGCCCGCCAUCGUCGGCCGCCACGGCGGCAUGCUCCCCGCCUUCUUCGUCUUGGUGGCGGAGGUGCUGGAGAACCUGGCGUACCUGGCGAAUGCGAGCAACCUGGUGAUGUACAUGGCGGAGUACAUGCACGUGUCGCCGUCGAGGGCGGCCAACGACGUGACCAACUUCAUGGGGACGGCCUUCCUCCUCGCCCUCCUCGGCGGCUUCCUCUCCGACGCCUUCUGCACCACUUAUCGCAUCUACCUGAUAAGCGCAGCUAUUGAAUUCCUGGGCUUGGUCAUACUCACGGUGCAGGCCAAGUCGGCCUCGCUGAAGCCGCCGCCCUGUGACCAUGCUGACCCUGCGGCCAUAUGCCGAGAGGUCAGCGGGGGAAAGGCGGCGAUGCUGUUCGCGGGGCUCUACCUGGUGGCGCUCGGGGUCGGGGGAAUCAAGGGCUCGCUGCCGUCGCACGGGGCCGAGCAGUUCGACGACGGCACGCCGCAGGGGAGGAAGCAGAGGUCCACCUUCUUCAACUACUUUGUGUUUUGCCUUUCCUGCGGAGGCCUGAUCGCAGUCACACUGGUGGUAUGGGUUGAGGACAACAAGGGUUGGCAAUGGGGAUUUGGGAUCUCCACACUCGCAAUUCUCUUGUCGAUCCCAGUCUUCCUCGCUGGAUCAGCCAGUUACAGGAACAAGAUCCCUUCUGGGAGUCCACUCACAACCAUCUUCAAGGUUCUGAUUGCUGCUACCCUCAAUCCCUGCAAAUCCAGGAACACAAGCAAUGCCAUUGCAAGCAUGAACACAAGCCCCUCUUACGCAACGACCCAGAUGACCCAACGCAAACCAGAAGCAUUUGAAGGAGAAGCAGAAGAAGAUGACCCGAGAUCGAAGGAGGUAAACCUUCCCUCCGAUGGGAGCUUGAGCUUCCUGAACAGGGCAGUGACCAGCAAGCCCGUACACAGGUCGCUGGAGUGCAGCGUCCAACAAGUCGAGGACGUCAAGGUUGUCCUAAAGCUCCUCCCUGUCUUCGCUUGCACCAUCAUCCUCAACUGCUGCUUGGCCCAGCUCUCCACCUUCUCGGUCCAACAAGCGUCGACGAUGGACACCAAGUUGGGCUCCCUCAAAGUCCCGCCAGCCUCCCUCCCGAUCUUCCCCAUCCUCUUCAUCAUGAUCCUCGCCCCGGUCUACGACCACUUCAUCGUCCCGUUCGCGCGGAGGGCGACCAAGACCGAGACGGGCGUGACCCACCUGCAGAGGAUCGGGAUCGGGCUGGGCCUCUCCGUCCUGGCCAUGGCGGUGGCCGCCCUCGUGGAGGCCAAGAGGAAGCGGGUGGCGACCGACGCGGGCCUCAUCAACUCGGCCGGCCCGCUGCCCAUCACGUUCUUCUGGAUAGCGCUCCAGUACCUGUUCCUCGGGUCGGCGGACCUGUUCACGCUGGCGGGGCUGCUGGAGUUCUUCUUCUCGGAGGCCCCGGCGAGCAUGAGGUCGCUGGCCACGGCCCUCUCGUGGGCGUCCCUGGCCAUGGGGUACUACCUGAGCACGGUGAUCGUGUCGGUCGUGAACGGGGUGACGGGGAGCUCCGGGCACAGGCCGUGGCUCAAGGGGGGGAACUUGAACGGGUAUCAUCUGGAGAGGUUCUACUGGCUCAUGUGCGUGCUCAGCGGGCUGAAUUUCCUGCACUAUCUCUAUUGGGCCACCAGGUACAAGUACAGGUCCGCGGGGUCCAGCAAGUGAGGCAAAUUUGAUGAA